AUGGCAGCGCCCGCGGCCGCCACGGCCACGGCCACCGACCACUACGCGCGGCUCCUGCAGCUCUGCCAGACCGCGUUCAACCCGUCCGCAGGCCGGGCCAUCCACGCGCACGCCGUCAAGGCGGGCCUCCUCGUCAGCGCCUACCUCUGCAACAACCUCCUCUCCUACUACGCCAGCGCGGGCGUGAGUCGUGGGUGCUUCCACGAGGCGCGGCGCUUGUUCAACGACAUACCGUACGCGCGGCGGAACACGUUCACGUGGAACUCGCUGCUGUCGAUGUACGCCAAGUCCGGCCGCCUCGCUGACGCCCGCGUCGUGUUCGCCGAAAUGCCCGAGCGGGACGCUGUGUCCUGGACCGUCAUGGUUGUCGGGCUCAACCGCGCCGGCCGAUUCUGGGACGCUGUGAAGACGUUCCUGGACAUGGUCCGUGAAGGGCUUGCGCCGUCGCAGUUCACGCUCACGAACGUUCUUUCAUCGUGCGCUGCGACAGAGGCCCGCGGAGUUGGGAGGAAGGUCCACUCCUUCGUCAUCAAGCUGGGGCUGAGCAGCUGCGUGCCCGUGGCUAACUCGGUGCUCAACAUGUAUGGCAAGUGUGGGGAUGCUGAGACAGCGAGGGCUGUGUUUGAGAGGAUGAAGGUGCGGAGCGAGUCAAGCUGGAAUGCCAUGGUGUCGCUGUACACCCACCAGGGGAGGAUGGACCUUGCUGUGUCCAUGUUCGAGAACAUGGAAGAACGAAGCAUUGUCUCUUGGAACGCCAUCAUAGCAGGGUAUAACCAGAAUGGGCUUGAUGACAUGGCAUUGAAGUUCUUCUCACGAAUGCUGAGUGCUUCUUCCAUGGAGCCAGAUGCAUUUACGGUAACCAGUGUCCUAUCAGCUUGUGCUAACCUUCGCAUGCUGAAGAUGGGAAAGCAGAUGCACUCUUAUAUCUUGAGAACUGGAAUGCCGUGCAGCAGUCAGAUUAUGAAUGCUCUGAUCUCAACGUAUGCAAAAUCUGGAAGUGUUGAGACUGCAAGGAGGAUCAUGGACCAGGCAGUGGUUGCUGAUCUGAAUGUUAUCUCCUUCACGGCUCUCCUGGAAGGCUAUGUCAAGCUCGGGGACACAAAGCAGGCAAGGGAAAUCUUCGACGUUAUGAACAAUCGAGAUGUCAUUGCCUGGACUGCUAUGAUUGUUGGCUAUCAGCAGAAUGGUCAAAAUGAUGAAGCCAUGGAGCUCUUCAGGUCAAUGAUCAAAAGUGGCCCAGAACCCAACAGCCAUACUCUUGCUGCUGUUCUCAGUGCCUGUGCAAGCUUGGCAUAUCUUGAUUAUGGAAAGCAGAUCCACUGCAGGGCUAUCAGAUCAUUGCAGGAGCAAUCUGUUUCUGUCAGCAAUGCCAUUAUCACAGUGUAUGCAAGGUCUGGCAGUGUGCCACUGGCCAGAAGGGUGUUUGAUCAGAUUUGCUGGCGCAAGGAAACGGUUACAUGGACAUCAAUGAUUGUGGCUCUCGCACAGCAUGGUUUAGGAGAACAAGCUGUUGUCCUUUUUGAAGAAAUGCUUCGUGUUGGUGUGAAACCAGACCGUGUAACAUACAUCGGUGUGUUUUCAGCUUGCACGCAUGCUGGUUUUAUAGACAAAGGGAAGAGGUACUACGAGCAGAUGCAGAAUGAGCAUGGCAUUGUACCAGAAAUGAGCCAUUACGCGUGCAUGGUUGACCUGCUUGCCCGUGCCGGCCUGCUCACAGAAGCUCACGAAUUCAUCCAACGGAUGCCUGUUGCGCCAGAUACAGUAGUCUGGGGUUCACUCCUUGCAGCUUGCAGAGUGCGUAAGAAUGCAGAUUUAGCAGAACUCGCAGCAGAGAAGUUGCUGUCAAUUGAUCCUGGCAACAGUGGCGCCUACUCUGCCCUUGCCAACGUCUAUUCUGCCUGUGGGAGGUGGAAUGACGCAGCAAGGAUCUGGAAGCUGAGGAAGGACAAAGCAGUGAAGAAGGAGACCGGUUUCAGCUGGACUCAUGUACAAAGCAAGGUUCACGUCUUUGGAGCUGACGACGUCCUGCAUCCACAGAGGGAUGCAAUCUACAAGAAGGCCUCUGAAAUGUGGGAGGAGAUCAAGAAGGCAGGAUUUGUUCCCGACCUGAACUCUGUUCUGCAUGAUGUUGAUGACGAGCUGAAGGAAGAGUUGCUGAGCCGCCACAGCGAGAAGCUUGCCAUUGCGUUCGGUCUCAUCAGCACGCCAGAAAAGACAACACUGCGGAUCAUGAAGAACCUGCGGGUGUGCAAUGACUGCCACACGGCAGUCAAGUUCAUCUCCAAAGUCGUGGAUCGGGAGAUCAUAGUGCGAGAUGCAACGAGAUUUCAUCAUUUCAGAGAUGGGUACUGCUCAUGUAAAGAUUAUUGGUAG
Molecule: messenger RNA, 2373 nt
Organism: Miscanthus lutarioriparius
Lineage: Eukaryota; Viridiplantae; Streptophyta; Magnoliopsida; Poales; Poaceae
Source: the annotation of a GenBank genome assembly